AUGGAUCCAUAUUGCAAGCCAUCCCCCUCGUACACCUCACUCUCUGUCUCACCGACAUUGUUGCCAUCUCCGCCGAACAGUUCCGCUCAAUCGCCACUCACUCCGGAUGUAACUGACGAAGAACUACAGCGUAUCAGUGUUCGACAAUUGAAUCAACGCCUGCAGGCAAUGGAUCCAUAUUGCAAGCCAUCCCCCUCGUACACCUCACUCUCUGUCUCACCGACAUUGUUGCCAUCUCCGCCGAACAGUUCCGCUCAAUCGCCACUCACUCCGGAUGUAACUGACGAAGAACUACAGCGUAUCAGUGUUCGACAAUUGAAUCAACGCCUGCAGGGCCAUGACCGGCAACUGGUGACGAUGAUGAAGCAGAAACGACGAACGCUGAAGAACCGUGGCUACGCUCUGAACUGUCGUGUACGUCGAAUCCAGAACCAGCUACAGUUAGAGGCCGAUAAUAUCCAGCUCCGAGAUCAAACGCUUUCGGACAUGCAAGCACGUCUACAGUACUACGAGCCGACGUUUAUGCUCCACGACUACACGUACAUGCCAGCGACAAUGCCGAUGACAUACCAACCAAGUGCGAACUUUCUCAACUCCACCGCCACCACUGCCACCUCCAUGCCCUCGGAGAACAUCUGUUCGAUUGCUCAACAACACGAGCAGAAGAUGUUCCGUUGA
Molecule: messenger RNA, 678 nt
Organism: Cooperia oncophora
Lineage: Eukaryota; Metazoa; Nematoda; Chromadorea; Rhabditida; Trichostrongylidae
Source: the annotation of a GenBank genome assembly